ACUUCUGCUUUUGCCGGCUUAUUCGGGCGACGUGUAAGCAAAUUGAAAAUGCCGAAAAAAAACUAAGUUAUCGCAACAAUAACAAUAGGUUGUGCAAGCCUUCCAAAGCUAUGCAAGUGAAAGGGACAGUAAACAUGAACGAUAAAAUGUGAAGUUUAUUUUCGAAUAAUUGCCACGAACGAACCAUAACAAUCGAUAACACACAUAAAAACGAUAACUUUGCACAGCUGGUGAGCUAUGCAAAAUUAAAAAGGUGGCAACAUUGUCAAUCGACUUGUCUUCAACUUUUGCCGGCUUUUUCACUCGACUUGUAAACAAACUGAAAAUGCCCAAAAAUCCCGGUUAUCGCAACAAUAACAAUGCACCACGCAAGCGGCAAGUGCAGCUGGACGAGCAGAAUCCGGUUGUUCAAGCCUUCCGCAGCUAUGCAAGUGAAUUGGACAGCAAACACGAUCGCCACGAGCGCAUCUUGAAAUUGAGUCGCGACAUCACAAUUGAAUCGAAGCGAAUUAUUUUCCUCUUGCAUUCCAUUGAUGGACGGAAGCAGAACAAGGCCAAGGUACUCGAGGAGGCGCAGCAGCGUCUCACCAAGCUCAUUGAGGUCAACUUUCGUGCAAUUGCACUGGAGUUGCGGGAUCAGGAUGUGUUCCAGUUUCGUGGCGCAUAUUCGCCAGGAUUGCAGGAGUUCAUUGAGGCCUACACUUAUAUGGAAUACUUGUCCAAUGAAGACAAUGGCGAGCAGCAGUCCAAAUCGGUGUCCACUUGGUCAGACUUACAAGCAGUGAUGCAGUACGAAGAGGAAGUUAACAAGGGAGAACCUCUCCCGCAAUCAGCAGAGGAAUCUCCUAACCCCGACGAUCAAGUUGUAGAGAAAGUAAUCAAUAAAUUUCAGUUUCAUGUCGAUCCAACUGAAUACAUUUUGGGAGUCUCGGAUUUGACAGGGGAACUGAUGCGUCGCUGCAUCAAUUCCUUGGGCAGCGGUGACACAGACACCUGCAUGGAGACUUGUAAGGCCCUGCAACAGUUCUACUCGGGUUAUGUUAGUCUGAAUUGUCAGCGUGCCCGGGAAUUGUGGCGCAAAAUUACCGUUAUGCGGCAGAGCAUGUUGAAAGCAGAGAACGUUUGCUACAACGUCAAAGUGCGCGGCGGAGAAGCAGCCAAAUGCGCAAAUUUCGAUCAGAAGCCGACUGAUGAUGCCGAUGAGGGUUUCUACUGAAUUAUUCAAAUAUUCCCAAUAAAAAAAAUCCACGUAUCUAAAGUAAAAGUAUAUAUAAAAUGAGUUUAAUAAUUAAUAUAUUCACUUCAAUUUAUGAGAGUUGAAUUCGUAAUAACAAAAACAAGAACAAACUAAAAAAAGAUUUACACUGCAAAAUAUUUUAUAUAUAAUAAGCUACUGAAGAAUAAUAAAAAGUAAAGGUAUAUAAACGAUUUUCAGGCUUUAACAUUUUCGAAACACUAACAAUAAAUUUAUUAAAUAUAAUAAUCAUA
Messenger RNA from Drosophila grimshawi, 1488 nucleotides. It is a transcript of the gene Trax, whose product is annotated as translin-associated protein X. The transcript is spliced from 2 exons. Bases 326 to 1216 code for a protein of 296 amino acids. The record is from RefSeq and is a predicted model, not a curated record. Gene Ontology annotation, molecular function: sequence-specific DNA binding; RNA binding; RNA endonuclease activity. Gene Ontology annotation, cellular component: cytoplasm; nucleus. Lineage: Eukaryota; Metazoa; Arthropoda; Insecta; Diptera; Drosophilidae.